Durotheca rogersii is the source of this 729-nucleotide messenger RNA. RefSeq names its product tyrosine phosphatase-like protein. NCBI's taxonomy places the organism in Eukaryota, Fungi, Ascomycota, Sordariomycetes, Xylariales, Xylariaceae. Bases 1 to 729 code for a protein of 242 amino acids. The transcript has 3 exons. Gene Ontology annotation, cellular component: endoplasmic reticulum membrane. Gene Ontology annotation, biological process: sphingolipid biosynthetic process; very long-chain fatty acid biosynthetic process; fatty acid elongation. The record is from RefSeq and is a predicted model, not a curated record. Gene Ontology annotation, molecular function: 3-hydroxyacyl-CoA dehydratase activity.
AUGGCCGGCGAACCGAAAUCCGCCGGCGUCAAGGACCCUUCCUCCUCAUCCUCCUCGACGAUUAAGAAUGGCUACCUCGUCUUGUAUAAUGCCGCGUCCGCGACGCUGUGGUUGACAGUGCUGGGCCGCGUCGCCGCUGCCAACGUUGCCGGAGGCCCCGAGCUCGCGUACCCGGCUGUCGGCGAAUUCUGCAAGUGGACUCAGACGCUGGCCGGCCUCGAGGUGUUGCACUCGCUUCUGGGCAUCGUCCGCGCGCCACUCUUCACCACCUUCAUGCAAGUCUUCAGCCGAUACGCCAUCGUGUGGGGGGUGACGGGGCUGUUCUCAGGGCUGGCGCGGGGCGAGGUUGCGCGGUCGGGCGACCUGUACUCGGCGGUCGCGUACUCGGCCAUGCUCAGCGCCUGGGGCGCCACCGAGGUGAUCCGGUACUCGUUCUUCGCGCUGUCGCUCGGCGCUCCCAUCCUCGCCGCGGGGCCUCUAGGCCGCGCCCUCCACUGGCUCCGUUACCACGCCUUCUUUGUCCUAUACCCCGUCGGCAUCUCGAGCGAGGCCUACCUUAUCUGGCGCGCUGUCGCCCCUGCCCGCGACACCCUUAGCCCAGUAUACGCGAAUGUCCUGCUCGCUUACGUCACCAUCGUGUAUCCCCCUUCGGCCUACAUCCUCUACACGCACAUGAUGGCCCAGCGCCGCAAGGUCACGAAGGCCGCUAAGGAGCAGAAGAAGGCAUGA